AUGGUCUGUGCUGUUUUCAGCAAACUGCAAAACUUUUUGAAAACUCACAAAAACAACAUGACGAAGAAAGCAAAAUGUAUUUUUGAGGGCAACAAAGAAAACGACACAGAUCUCAAGACUGUUUACACAGAGCUGUUCAUCACAGAGGGAGAUAUGAAAGAUGUCAAUCACGAACAUGAAAUUCUGAAGAUUGAUGAUGCUUUCAUGAACAAAAAAACACCGGACAAACCAAUCAAAUGCAACGAUAUAUUUACUGAACUGAGGAAAAACAAUGAGGAGAAGAUUGUGCUGACCAAGGGAGUCGCUGGCAUCGGAAAAACUGUCUCUGUGCACAAGUUCAUCCUGGACUGGGCAGAAGAAAACACCAAUCAGGAUAUAGACUGUGUGUUCCUGCUUCCAUUCAGAGAGAUCAACAUGAUUAAAGACAGAGAGGUCAGUCUCCAUGAGUUUCUGCUGAAAUUCUAUCCUGAAUUGAAGAACCUGGAGAAAUCAAAGUUAUAUAAGGAAUGUAAGCUAGCGUUUAUAUUGGAUGGACUUGAUGAGAGUCGACUGCCAUUUAACUUUAAAAGCGAAACACUGGACACUGUUGAGGAAAGAUCAUCUGUAGAU
Messenger RNA from Sinocyclocheilus anshuiensis, 609 nucleotides. Its product is annotated as NACHT, LRR and PYD domains-containing protein 3-like. The transcript is spliced from 2 exons. Lineage: Eukaryota; Metazoa; Chordata; Actinopteri; Cypriniformes; Cyprinidae. The annotation marks the transcript as partial. The record is from RefSeq and is a predicted model, not a curated record.